This is a messenger RNA of Bipolaris maydis ATCC 48331, 202 nucleotides long. NCBI's taxonomy places the organism in Eukaryota, Fungi, Ascomycota, Dothideomycetes, Pleosporales, Pleosporaceae. The record is from RefSeq and is a predicted model, not a curated record.
UUUUUUUAUCGGGGACGAUGGCGUAGGUUUGACAUACAUGCUGCACGGGGUAGUGGCAAUGGUGGUGGUGGUGGCGGUGGCUUGGAUAUAUGGUUUCUCUUUGGCGAGUAUGUAUGGAAAGUGCUGUUGUAUGCAUGUGUUCCUUUGGAAAAACAAAGGAAACGUUAUGGAAGGAUUGCGAAUGGCGGGGCUUGUCAUGUGA